Molecule: messenger RNA, 4078 nt
Organism: Tilletiopsis washingtonensis
Lineage: Eukaryota; Fungi; Basidiomycota; Exobasidiomycetes; Entylomatales
Product: putative RPA135-DNA-directed RNA polymerase I, 135 kd subunit
Exons: 8
Coding region: 109-4005 (1298 amino acids)
Biological process (GO): DNA-templated transcription
Cellular component (GO): RNA polymerase I complex; nucleus
Molecular function (GO): DNA-directed RNA polymerase activity; DNA binding; ribonucleoside binding
Source: RefSeq, a predicted model, not a curated record
CCUGCUCCUGCCUCUCCCCUUGCACACCCCUCAUCACCGCCUUCUCGUCUCUGCACGACACCUUGCCGGCGCCGAAGCGAUCAGAGCUGCAGCCACGCCUCGCCCGCCAUGUCGUCCUCUGACUUUGGCAGCUCGAGCUCCGGCUCCUCCGGCUCCUCCUCCUCCUCCUCCGACGGGCCGGCCACGCCGCCGAGCACGCAUGCAUCGCUGCCCGGCUCGCUGAAAGAGGCACGCGGUAGCGCAGCCGACAUCACCGACGGCGCUGCGCCGGCCGCUGCGCCGUGGCUCGAGCCGCACACCUUCCACACGCUGCGCACGCAGGCCCGCUUCCAGCAGCCGAGCGCCGACGCCUUCGACCACCCGGACCUGCAGGCGCUGACCGCCCCGCACAUCGAGUCCUUCAACGCGCUCUGGGCCGAGGACCCGAGUCUUGAUGCCGGCGGCGACCGCGGCGCCGCCGGCGCCAGCACCUUCUCGAGCCUUCCGCUGCCCGGCGGUGCUCUCGGCGAGGGCGUGGGCCUGCUGGCCAAGGCCCUGCAGAACCUGCCGCCGCGGGUGGUCUUUGAUGGCAAGGGUGCGAACGGCGAAGAGCUGCAGCCGGGGCCCGGUGUUGGCCGCGGCAACCGUCUGCAGAUCAGCAUCGACAGUGUCUCGCUCGGGCGGCCACAGGUCAGCGACCGCGCUCGCGGUGCAGUGGGCAAGAAGAUGUUCCCGAGCGAGUGCCGAGAGCGCCUGCGGACAUAUACUGCCAAGAUGACGGCGCGCGUCAAGUGGAGCGUCAACGGCGGCCCGCCGCAGCUGGAGGACCGCGACAUGGGCUUCGUGCCGGUGAUGGUCAAGUCAAAUCGCUGCAGCCUGCGCUCCCUCUCGUCGAAGGAGCUCGUCGCGGCCAACGAAGAGCCGCACGAGCUCGGCGGCUACUUCAUCAUCAACGGCAACGAGCGUCUCGUGCGCUUCCUCAUCGUGCCGCGCGCCAACCACGUCACCGCCAUCGAGCGGCCAUCAUUCGCCAACCGCGGUCCGUCGUACACGAACAAGGGCUGCUCGAUCCGCUGCGUGCACCGCGACGACCUGAUGAGCGUGACGAACACGGUGCACUACCUCGACAACGGCGGCGUGACGCUGCGCUUCAGUAUGCGCAAGCAGGAGUACAUGAUCCCCGUCGUCAUGCUGCUCAAGGCCCUCGUCAGCGCCACGGACAAGGAGAUCUUCAGCGAGCUGAUGCAGGGCGACUUUGGCAACACGUUCCUGGCCGACCGCGUCGAGCUGCUGCUGCGCGGCUUCAAGACGUACAGCCUCUGGACGGGCGAGCAGUGCCUGCAGUACCUCGGUGACAAGUUCCGCGUCGCGAUGGCUGUGCCCGACGACUGGACGGACUACCAGGUCGGCGCCGAGCUCAUCGAGCGCAUCCUGCUCGUGCACCUCGACACGCCGCGCGAGAAGUUUAAGCUGCUCACUUUUAUGAUGCGCAAGCUCUACUCGCUCGUCGCCGGCGACUGCUGCGUCGACAACCCCGACUCGCCGCAGCACCAGGAGAUCCUGCUGCCGGGCUUCCUUUACGGCCAGAUCAUCAAGGAGCGUCUGGACGAGUAUGCCAUUGCGCUGCGGGGCCAGAUUGCGCGCGAUGUGCGCACCAAGGCGCGCGGCAUCGACUUCUUCGACGGACGCUACAUCUCCAAGACGUUCUCCAAGGUCGUGCCGAACAUCGGCGGCCGCCUGUCCUCGUUCCUAGCCACGGGCAAUCUGAGCUCGCCCUCGGGCCUCGAUCUGCAGCAGACGAGCGGCUUCACGAUCGUGGCCGAGAAGCUCAACUUCUACCGCUACAUCUCGCACUUCCGCUGCGUGCAUCGCGGCGCGUUCUUCGCCGAGCUUAAGACCACGACGGUGCGCAAGCUGCUGCCUGAGGCGUGGGGCUUCCUCUGCCCUGUGCACACGCCCGACGGCUCGCCCUGCGGUCUGCUCAACCACUUCUCGCACUCGUGCCGCCUCAUCACGCGCACCAUCGACGCCUCGCACGUGCCGGGCCUGCUCACCUCGCUGGGCAUGAGCACGUCGUGGGCGUCUCAGGUCGACGGGCGCUCGCACGUCGUGGUGCAGCUCGACGGCGCCACUGUGGGCUACGCCACGCCGUCGCUGGCGCGCCACAUGGCCACUGUGCUGCGGUUGUGGAAGACGGAGGGUCUCAACGAUGUGCCGCUUGACCUCGAGAUCGGCUUUGUGCCGACGAGCAAGGGCGGCCAGUACCCGGGCCUGUACCUCUUCUCCGGCCGCUCGCGCAUGAUGCGCCCGGUGCGCCACCUCGCCAACAACCGGCUCGACAUGGUGGGCCCCUUUGAGCAGGUGUACCUCGACGUGGCAUGCCUGCCCGACGAGAUCGAGAAGGGCCUCUCGACGCACGCAGAGCUCAGCCCGACGAACGUGCUCAGUGUCAUUGCGAACCUGACGCCGUUCUCCGACUACAACCAGUCUCCGCGUAACAUGUACGCCUGCCAGAUGGGCAAGCAGACGAUGGGCACACCCAGCACGGCGCUGAACCACCGCACGGACAACAAGCUGUACCGGAUACAGAGCCCCCAGACGCCCGUCGUGCGUCCGGCGCUGCACAACCGCUACGGCUUCGACGAGGCACCCAACGGCGCCAACGCCAUCGUCGCCGUCAUCUCGUACACCGGCUACGACAUGGAGGACGCGAUGAUCCUGAACAAGAGCGCGCACGAGCGCGGCUUCGGCUACGGCACGAUCUACAAGAGCGAGAUCAUCGACCUCAAGGACAUCAAGGGCGCGACGUCGAGCAAGGCCGGCGCCGCGACGCUCCAUUUCGGCUUCGCCAACGACGUGCGGAGAGACCACCCGAACCGCGAGCUGCUGGACAUUGACGGGCUGCCGUUCCCCGGCGCGCGCCUGAAGCAGGGCUCGCCGUUGGCGGCCUACUGGGACGAGACAACGGGGCGCACCGACUUCAAGAAGUACAAGGGCGACGAGGUGGCCUACGUCGACACGGUGCGCCUCAUCGGCUCCGACACGGGCGACCACGAGCUGCAGAAGCUGCAGAUCGUGCUGCGCGUGCCGCGCUCGCCCGUCAUCGGCGACAAGUUCAGCUCGCGCCACGGCCAGAAGGGCGUGUGCAGUCAGAAGUGGCCCGCCGUCGACAUGCCGUUCAGCGAGAGCGGCAUGCAGCCGGACGUUAUCAUCAACCCGCACGCCUUUCCGUCGCGCAUGACCAUCGGCAUGCUCAUCGAGAGCAUGGCGGGCAAGGCGGGCGCCAUGCACGGCAUCGCGCAGGACUCGACGCCGUUUACCUUCUCGGAGGACGACACGCCGAUCGAGUACUUUGGCGAGCAGCUGCGGCGAGCAGGCUACAACCACGUCGGGCACGAGCCGAUGUACUCGGGCAUCACCGGGCAGGAGUUCCGCGCCGACAUCUACCUCGGCGUCGUGUACUACCAGCGCCUGCGUCACAUGGUCAACGACAAGUUCCAGGUCCGCACGACGGGCCCGGUGCACCAGCUGACGCGGCAGCCGAUCAAGGGCCGCAAGCGCGCCGGUGGCAUCCGUUUCGGCGAGAUGGAGCGCGACGCGCUGCUCGCGCACGGCACGUCGUUCCUGCUGCAGGACCGCCUGAUGAACUGCUCCGACUACUCGACGUCGUACGUGUGCCGGACAUGCGGCUCGAUCAUCUCGCUCGGCUACGACGACGCGGCGCUGGCGGGCGUGCAGACCAUCGACGCCAGCACGGGCGCCACGGCGGCGCCGGCGCAGCUCGGCCCCAACGGCGAGUACUGCCGCAUCUGCCGUGCCGAGGACGAGCUGCGGCGCGAGCAGGGCCAGGAGCCGCUCACGGGCCGCCGCAUGGCCAAGGGCGGCCAGGUCGUGCGCCUUGGCCCGGAGAGCCUCAUCAAGCGCGGCUCGGGCGGCCUCGAUGUCAUCGCCGUGCCAUAUGUGCUCAAGUACCUCGCUGCGGAGCUCGCGUCCGCCGGCAUGCGCAUCUCGUUUGAGAUCGCCUGAGCCAGUCUGCCCCUCAUUAUCUCGCUCCGCCCAUCCCAUGCUGCAUCCUCGCAAUGUCAUCGCUGUAAUCAUC